Messenger RNA from Capsella rubella, 552 nucleotides. RefSeq names its product NADH dehydrogenase [ubiquinone] iron-sulfur protein 5-B. Gene Ontology annotation, biological process: mitochondrial respiratory chain complex I assembly. The transcript has 2 exons. Lineage: Eukaryota; Viridiplantae; Streptophyta; Magnoliopsida; Brassicales; Brassicaceae. The record is from RefSeq and is a predicted model, not a curated record. Bases 46 to 297 code for a protein of 83 amino acids.
UCUGGUUUGGUAGCGUUGCGGGAUUUUUGGGAGAGAGGAGGAAAAAUGGCGUCGGGAUGGGGAAUCACAGGGAACAAAGGGAGAUGCUACGAUUUCUGGAUGGAUUUCAGUGAAUGUAUGUCUCAUUGCAGAGAGCCCAAAGAUUGUACUCUUCUGCGUGAAGAUUACCUCGAGUGUCUCCACCAUUCCAAAGAGUUUCAAAGAAGGAACAGGAUAUACAAAGAGGAGCAGCGUAAACUAAGGGCAGCUUCCAGGAAAGGUGAAGAAGCCGCUGAUGGGGCUCAUACCAAUCACUAGUCAACAACAGUCCUCCUCCAAAUUUUCAUUUUCAUUCUAUUCCGGAGAAGAAUAAAAAAAGGUUCAUGGGAAGACUUUGUAUCUUGUUCAAAACCCUUUUAUUGUUUUUCAGUUUGCAGCUUAUCCAACAAUGCUGAUAAAAAAAAAAAAAAAAAAGGGUUCAUGGAAGAUUUUGUAUCUUGUUCCAAACAGAAUCUCUAAAUGCUUUGAUUGUUUUUCAGUUUUCAACUUAUCCAAUAAUCUGUUUUCUUUUCA